Hyaena hyaena (striped hyena) is the source of this 2784-nucleotide messenger RNA. RefSeq names its product synaptonemal complex protein 2 like (gene SYCP2L). Lineage: Eukaryota; Metazoa; Chordata; Mammalia; Carnivora; Hyaenidae. The transcript is spliced from 28 exons. The coding region runs from base 1 to 2784 and encodes 927 amino acids. The record is from RefSeq and is a predicted model, not a curated record.
AUGUUUUUUGUGUAUUGUACUUCUAAUUGUUGGGCUGAGGAAGAGGACGAUACUUUCCAGUCCGUUAAGGAAGAAGAUGAGAGCGGAAUUGCCCUGGAUGCUUUUUAUCUUCAAUCACUUAUUAUUGAUGCCUUCCAUGAUAAAGGAUUUCAGAGAAUAAAAGAAUAUUUUCAAGAGAGAGCAAGCCAUAGUCCUCAACAGUAUAAUCAUCUUGUAUUCUACCAUCUUGAUAGAUCAAUAAGUAAGGAACUGGAUAAAAAUGAAUUUCAGAAUGUUUCACUGUUGUUGAAAUGUAUUCAGCGAUUCUUCAUCGAUGGCAUCAAGGAAGAUGAGCCUUUGCUAAUUCAGCAGGGACUGAUCCCAAAGAUGGUUUCCUGGUUUGAAAGAACAACAGAAUUUCUGACCAUGGCAAAUCCAGUGUCUGACCCAUCCCUGAUUAACGUUACAGAAGACUUCUUUGACACAGCCUUGGUUAUUUCAAGGAGGAGUAGUAAAGGAAAAAUUCAGAUGCUGGGUUCCUUCAUAUUUACCUUAGGCUUUCUGGUGACAGAAAAGACUGUAAAUCACUUGAUUCAACAGGAGGCUCUGAAGACUUUGAACUCCAUUUUGCAUGCUCUGCCUCGGGAAGAGAGGAAACAACUUCCCUUGUUAGAAGGCCCAUGUCAUCUGAUGAAAGACCUUGCAAGGACAAUCUUGACUGUGGGUGAUUAUGACCAGCAGGUUGCUCUUUCUGAAGCACUGUGUAGACUGACCUUGAAAAAAUCAAGGGGUGACCUUGUCCAUCAGUGGUUUGAAGAUGACCUCAUUGCAGAAGCUUUCAAAGAAAUUAAGGAUCGAGAAUUUGAGACGGAUAGUAGACGGUUUCUCAAUCACCUAAACAACAGACUUGGUGAUGAAAGAAGGGUCUACUCAUUUCCAUGUAUUGCUGCUUUUGCUGAUGGGCAUGAGAUGAGAAAACCAGAUGAUGAAAAAUUAGAGAAAUUUUGGAUUGAUUUCAACCUCGGAAGUCAGAGUAUAACUUUUUACAUAGACAAUACUAAGAGUGCCCUGUGGGACUCAGUGAGAAUUUUGAAGGAAGCAGUGAUUAAUUUCAGCAUAAUAGAAACUGAAAAUAUGAAGAUGCUUAUCAUUUGCCUGAAGAAGCCUAUUAAUGUCAGCAACAAAGAAGUGAUGAAAAUAGAAAUCCAUUUUGAUUUGCAAUUCAGCAUAUUGCAAGCUUCCCUUAAAGCUUUAGGAGAAGACAAACAGAUCUUGUCUGGCCAGAAAAGAAGCUCCUCAGAACUUUCUGGUAAAUCUGAGAAAGCAGACACUGACAUUCCUAGCAGUCAUGAAAGAGAGACAGGCUGGACAGAAGAAUCUACCAAGCUGGCCGAGUUCAUGAGUGCAGGAGACGACCACCGCCCAAUAGCUCUCCCCUUAAAUGACCAGUCUGAGCCUGUUUUUAAUUACAGAAAACACCUCUUCUCAGAGAGUAAUCAAGAUUCAAGUACUAGUACCAGUGAACGAUCUUGGACCAGUAACCAAAAAAGGAAAUCCCUAAAACCGUAUUCCGGUAGAAAAAAGACAAGAAUUAGAAGUAGUGUAAGAAUUUUGCCAUUUUCCCCUCCCAGCAGUGGCAGUGACCAUGAGAAGGAUGAAGCUAAACUUCUAACACCGUUAUGGAAAGAUACCUCCAGGCAAAAGAAUUCCAUACCUCCAAAAAUUUCUGGAACAAAAUUUCAGAGUGGUUCUGCCGUUUUAACUCCUGGAGUUUCUGCCCAGAAAACAGAACUCCCAAGUCCCCACCCACUGAGCGAUCUGUCUUCCUUGGAGCAUUCAGAAGUUGAAGAAAAUACAACUAAGACUGUGGACCAAGAAUCGUUGACGACAAAAAGUACUAGCUUCAAACAUAAACUGCAAAACUUGGAAGACAGAGACCCAUCAGAUGGCAGUUUCACUAAGUCCAAACAAUCAAAACUGGAAGAAGGCGAUGCUCCAGAAUCCCGGUCGUCGGUGACAGAAGAAACAGACUUAGCAGAAGACGUUUCUACUCCAUCCUUAGCAGUUGUGCCAGAGAACUGGAAUAGUUCUGCUAUUGUCACAACCCUCGAAACCUUCACUAGAAACCUGAAAAGAAAAAUGGAGCUUAGGUACAAAGGGAGUCCACUUUAUUCAAAAAAUGCAAACCAAGUACCGGAUUGCUUACUCCAACUUUUAAACCAGAUACAUCACUGCAGACUGAAUAAACUAGAGCAGUUUCAAAAUUUGGUCCUUCAAGAGCUGAGCAAUCUUGAGAAGGAUAUUCAGGCUCUGAAACACCUUGAGAAGGAUGCCCUGGAAUUUUGGGGAAAACAGUCUGAUGAUCUGAAGUCAUUCUGUGAUCUGCAAGUGCUGAGUGAAGCUGCCUCUUUACUAGUGGAAGUUUCCGGAAUGCACAGUGACAGCACUGUCAUUGCGCCUUUCUCUAAUACCGUUGCUUCUGCUGGAAAAAGUCUUCACCUAUUCUCUCCUCCUCCCACCCAUGAGUCUUUAAAUGUGCUUCCAGGCCCGGCUCCAGUUCUGUUUCUUCACAUAAGGGGCUCCUCACCUCCCCCGGUUAUAACCCCUCCUCUGGGCUUGUUUGAUGACCUUACUCCUGUCCGCGAUCACGCACGUCUCGUGCUUCCCAUGCACUUGGCCAGCUCGCUCACCUUGUGCCUUCGCAGAAAUGGAAGGGAGAUGACCUACGGAGCAGCCUCAGAAAGAGACAGCAGAACAUCAGGGCUCCUACGGGGUCUCGGAAGCCAAAGCACAAGAGAAUUUUGA